Haliotis rubra (blacklip abalone) is the source of this 3637-nucleotide messenger RNA. RefSeq lists its product as uncharacterized. Lineage: Eukaryota; Metazoa; Mollusca; Gastropoda; Lepetellida; Haliotidae. The transcript is spliced from 4 exons. The record is from RefSeq and is a predicted model, not a curated record. The coding region runs from base 286 to 2292 and encodes 668 amino acids.
UUCAUCCCAUCAGUCAUUGCGGUGAAGUUGGUGACAGCUGGGAAAAGUUCGAUCCAAACUUUUCAGUAGUUUCAUAUAAUGAGUGUGUUUUCCACUAUCGUCACCGUCCUGUGGAGGGAUAUCCACCGCCAUUUUCACUCCGAUUGAGAAAGAGAAGGAGUGAACCUAACCGAACUAACACUAUUUCUUAUUUCUGGAAAGUACACCGAGAGGCUAUCACCUGUCGGUUCUACGGCCACACUUGGACUCUUCUCCAUCGCUCGGGGAUCAGACACGCUUUGAGCCAUGCCGACUCUCGCCUUGUUUGGUCUGAUGUGUAUACUUGGCGCAGUGGCGUCCGACGAUUCUGGAGAAUGCUCGGGAGACCUUGUGACGGGAUUCAGUGCUCGCCAAGGCGGGGAGGGGAUCCACACAGAGCUGCAAACUGUACGGGCGGAAUGUCCGAUAAAAUGCGGCUCGAUAUGCUGUAACACAGAGGGCUGUAACAUCGCAGUGUACGACAACGCCACCACAGAAGGAACUCCAAACUGCCGUCUGCUUACAUGCAACCCUCUAGAAGCCUGCAUUGGUUUUAUUGAAGAGACAGAUACCACUUUUGUGGUACUAGUCACAAAAAAACUUGCUCGUAAAAAGCGAGCAGCACCUGAUGCAGGAAAUCCCCAAGGUUUCCCUCCACUCAGUGGAAAAGAUCCUUCUGGAAUUACACCUAACACAUCCGCACCUGGAGCGGGUACCUCACCAGCUGGGAGUAAUACCACGACUGUAUCAUCACAGGCAAAUAACAGUUCCAGUGUUCCUGUGUCGGGUAAUAACACUGCUACCACGACCGCUGGUGCAACAUCUAGUAAAGCAGACGAAAACGCGCCGAACGGAAAUGUUUCACCAUCCGCAGCGCCUCCUUCUCCAGGUGAAGGUCAGGGGACUCUGAUAAGCGGUAACGGCACAUUAAAUCAGUCGAACCCUGUACCACAAGGCAAUAUCACACAGAAUGUAAGUAGCGACUCGACUAAUACAAUGCAGGACAAGUCGACAGGCGUUGAGAUUGACGGUGCUGGGGUGAUAGGGAACAGCGUUCCAUCUCCCCCUCCCGGGGGUAACGCCACGGCUUUGAACAGUACCUUAUCUCCAUCACUCUCAGGGAAACAGGACCUGGCGAGUGCUGCUGGAGCAGUUCCUUCUUCUGCCCCGACUCCUCCGCCUCCCGGUGGCCAGGUAGGCGGCGUCCCUGGUGAAAAUGUCUCAAGUAACGCCACGUUAUCUCCUCCUCUUUCUGCAAUACAGGAUAAGGACAAAGGAGUGCCCAUUGCAGAUGAUUCAAAACUUUCUGGGGGAUCCUUCCCCACCCCACCCCCUCUUGGUCAAUCGGGUAGCACUACUAUUAGGACGCCACCACCCCCUUCUCCAGCCACCCCGCCUUUCCCCACUUCUCCCGAGACGCCCGCUGCCGCACCAACUAUCAGCAGUGGAACUACUCCUUUCCCUACACCCCCUCCUCUUGGAAACAAAAACCAGACGACGUAUCCAACUCCCCCACCACCUUCAACGACGACAUCAUCUACAACAACAAGUGGUCCUACUACAUCACCGCAGUCACCGCAGUCGCCGACGACAACUCAGGGGCCUACUACGUCGCCAACAGCAACGUCACAAUCUACAUCUACAACAACAACACAAACUACAAUAACGCCACCAAAACGUUUGACAACGGUGUCCACAACAAAGAACCCAUCGUCGGAGACAACUGCUACAACAACAAUAGGCCAGUCAACAACAACAUCAUCCACAACCACGGCUUCCACGCAGGGCACAUCGCCAGCAGCUACAACUCUAAGUUUAGCCACGGAGCAAACAACAAUACAAUCCACAACACCGUUGGAGACACCAGCACAAACAUCGUCCCCCACGACACAAACUACGCCAAACGACGUCGGCUCAACUACAUUUUCACCGACAACGACAUCAGCGACAGCGAACCCACAAGGUAAUGCUAGUGAUGCGGAAAUUGUAGAGGCAGAAGAGAUGCUAGCAGGCGCAAUACUAGAACAAGAAACAAAUAUCUUAUCGAAAGAAACUCCUGACUCCAAUGGCGGGAACGGAACGCUAAGCCAAUCAGCGUCGACCGCUCAAGCAGACUCAGGGCACUUGAUGGUUGUUGUUCUUGCAUCGGCGUUGUCCAUUGGUCUGUUCAUCUUCCUUGUGGUGAUUAUUAUUGUUGGGAAGCGAGUGUUCGAGAGCUGGCAGCGACGCCAUUACUCCCGGGUGGACUACCUAGUGAAUGGGAUGUACAACUGACGGCGUGACUUAGAAAUUGUGACACCGAAAUUCAUUCUAUCAUGUGCAAUCAAUUCAUUUCUUCAUGAUCUUUGUCAAAAGUCAGCGUUUCUGUGGAAAAUGGAAUGCGUUCCCAUCAUGUUUCCAUGGCAACGUUUUUAAGUCACUGACAUUUGACGUCACCAUAUGUACUGAAUGAGUUUGACUGAUGAUAUCUGGUGAAUAUAGACGAAGUGUUCUGUAUAUAGGCUUGGAAGCUGUUGUUGUUGCUGCUGAUGCUGCUGUUGUUGAUGCUGUAUCAUAUGCUCGAACAACACAUGUCCCUACCUGACUGACGGCAGUCACCGGCCUGUACUUAAAAGUAAUCCCACAUCCUCCGUCCUCUCAACACACGACAACAAAUUCGGCAUCUGUGUCAACAGCAACAUCAAGCGAAUGCAUGUUUGCGUCCGUUCGAAUUGUAAAAUCUCGUGAUGUAUUUUCAUUCACAAGGGCUUGUAACACGAAACCCAUAGCACCAAGGUAUGUAUUGUUAUCAAAGGUGUCUCAGCACAACGUAAAACCCCGUCAGCGACACUGUAUACCUUCAUGAGGUGGUAUUUGGUUCGUGUGUGUUCUUGCAUUCCCUUUGUCAAUCUCAGUUGUUACUAAUCAGAAUCUCAAAGACGGUGACUUUGCCUUCAAAGGGGUACAGUUCAAGCGGUGUAAGGACGUCUCUUCAUCCAUUCAUGUCACUAAUCAAAUUUAGUGAACAAAUUAGUAUAUAUUCAAGCCAAAUUAAACAUAAUCUGCAUAUCAUUACCGUAUGUAGAUAGACAAGUAUUACAAUUGCCUUGAGAUAAAAUCACAUUGAUAGGGAUGUCAUUUAUUGUAUGCAUAGGCGGAUCCAGAGAGGGGUGGGGGGUGCCAGGGGUGCGCACUCCCCCUUUUGCCCUGAAAGUUGACCAUUGAAACUCUGGUGAAAAUGAAGUGUGCACCCUCCCUUUUCUCAAUAGUGUGAACCCCCCCUUUCUCAGAAAGCUGUAUCCGCCCCUGGUUUGGGGUAAGGGUUUUAUCUCAUGUACACAUCUCUUCGAGGUACUUUGGCUGCUGACCAAUCUUAAACCGCUUAGCAUAAGACCCUUGAUGAUGUCAUACAUAGCACCUGUGAAUUCGUGUGAUAGCGAAGAUGCGUGCAUUGUUUUGGGUAAAUUUAAAUCGAUUGAACAAUAAACAAUAUUCUAUUAUAUCGUCACACAUUGUUGAAUAGAUGACUAUAGUAACAUUGUCCAUCUCACGGGUAGGGAAACACGUAAACGAAGUGGUACGAACGUUGUCAGUGCGGGUAGUUACCGAGUACUGGAAUAAAGGUUUUGAACAAACCGAA